Molecule: messenger RNA, 312 nt
Organism: Danaus chrysippus (African queen)
Lineage: Eukaryota; Metazoa; Arthropoda; Insecta; Lepidoptera; Nymphalidae
Source: the annotation of a GenBank genome assembly
AUGGGAAAAGCGACACAGGUUGAUGGCGAUAACAACCCAACUUCGCCCGAAUCGGACCCUACAAAGUUAUUGGAGGCUGCUUUACUGCAGAUGGAUGGAAUUAUAGCCGAGGCUGGAGGUACAACAACAACGGGCCCAGGACGAGCUGCAAGGGCCCGAGCACUCGAGCUGGCGCAACAGCUUGCCUCAUCUCUCCAGCAUGCUAUACCACCACCCCCACGGCCAGAUUUCACCACCGCCAGUGCCAUACUACGCUGGUUACAACAAAACAACAACUCCGUUGCCCUUACUAACACUCGCCUAUGUUAUUAA